AUGAUGGACGAAAUGCAUUCCAGAAACAUGGAGAAUCGAGAAGAACAGGAGCGUCCUAAAGGACCAGUUAUAAAGACACUCAAAUCCAAACACAAGGGCCCAGUAGAGGAUGGUGUUACAAUAGUUGACUGUGGACCAAUAUGUAAACGGUUUGGUCUUGCAUGGCUUUUCACCUGUAAACGUGCGUGGUGUGUCAGGGACAUCUGUGGUUGGGUCUGUGCUGUUAUUACAUGGCUUCUGGUCCUGUAUGCUGAAUAUGUUGUGUUUUUUGUCAUGCUGUGGUAUAAUCCCAACACAGAGUGGAGCCUUAUCAAUGGAAUUAUAUUUCAAUUCUUUGCCUUCUUAGCUGUUGCCUCACACCUUCGGACGAUGUUGUCAGACCCUGGCGCUGUUCCAAAAGGAAAUGCUACUAAAGAAAACAUACAGAGAAUGCAUUUAGAAGAUGGACAAGUGAUAUUUAAAUGUCCAAAGUGUGUCAGCAUCAAACCUGAGAGAGCUCACCACUGCAGUGUCUGCCAAAGGUGUAUAAGGAAGAUGGACCACCACUGUCCCUGGGUGAACAACUGUGUGGGAGAAAAGAAUCAAAAAUUUUUUGUACUCUUUACAAUGUAUAUAUGUAUUAUAUCAUGUCAUGCACUGUAUAUGUCCAUAACCCAUUUCAUCAUGUGCGUCGGGAAGGAGUGGAAACAUUGUUCAGGGAUUUCACCACCAGCUACAACAGUUUUCCUAAUAUUCCUCAUCUUUGAGAGUCUGCUGUUUGGCAUAUUUACUGCUAUCAUGUGUGGCACACAGCUGUCUAGCAUCUGUACUGAUGAAACAGGCAUUGAACACCUAAAGAAAGAGCAGCCGACUUGGGAACAGAAGUCUAAAUGGUUCAGCAUAAAGACAGUAUUUGGACAUCCUUUUAGCUGGAAGUGGUUCUCUCCCUUUGAUACUCCAAAGUUUACGUAUUCUCAGUCCUAUCUCUACUCUGUGUAA
Messenger RNA from Ylistrum balloti, 978 nucleotides. RefSeq names its product palmitoyltransferase ZDHHC3-like. Gene Ontology annotation, molecular function: protein-cysteine S-palmitoyltransferase activity. NCBI's taxonomy places the organism in Eukaryota, Metazoa, Mollusca, Bivalvia, Pectinida, Pectinidae. Gene Ontology annotation, biological process: protein targeting to membrane; peptidyl-L-cysteine S-palmitoylation. The transcript has 7 exons. The record is from RefSeq and is a predicted model, not a curated record. The coding region runs from base 1 to 978 and encodes 325 amino acids. Gene Ontology annotation, cellular component: Golgi apparatus; endoplasmic reticulum.